AUGGAUCGAAGCUGGAUACAAGGAACUCGUUUCACAACAGAGUACUUGAAAGGUGUUGAGGAUUUUAUGGCUGUUGUUCGUGAAAAUUUCAGAGAAAAUCAAGACAUACUAUGCCCAUGUCGGGACUGCAAGAAUCUGCAUCACCAGAGCCAGUCACUUGUUGAGGAGCACAUACAGUGCGCUGGUAUGUCCAACACAUAUACAAGAUGGAUCUUUCAUGGUGAAUCAUUGAGUGAUGAUGAAGGGGAUAAGAUGGAGGACGUUGCAUACACAUCUGAUGACGAGGGAGAUGACUUUGAUGAAGACAAUCGAGGUGAUGUUUCGUAUAUGGUAGAUGAUCUGGCUAGGUCUGGAAGGCAAGGUGAGGGUCAGCCAAACCUCUAUUCCAAGCUAAUUGAGGAAGCCAAGAAAGAACUUUACGAAGGAUGCAGCAAUUUCACACGACUAUCAUUCAUUAUUAAGCUUCUCCAUGUCAAGUCAUACGGCCGGAUUACAAACAGAGCAUUCAAUCUAAUGCUUGAGGUGAUCAGCGCGGCGUUUCAACAUGCCGAUAUACCGAAGUCAUAUGCAGCAGCUAAGAGUGUUCUCCAUGAAGUUGGGCUUGGUUAUGAGACUAUUCAUGUAUGCAGGUUUGAUUGUGCAUUGUUUUGGGGAAACUAUGCCAACAUGACCCAUUGUCCUGAGUGCGGGACAUCAAGAUGGAGAGACACAGAGGGAAGGAAAAAGGUACCCCACAAGGUUCUUAGGUACUUUCCUAUAAUCCCUAGGCUUCAAAGAUUUUUCGCGUCAAAAGAACUCUCGGCAGAUGCUAGGUGGCACAAGGAGAAGAGGGUUGUCGAACAAGGUGUUAUGAGACACCCGGCUGAUGGUGAAGCAUGGAAGCACUUUGACAGUGAGUAUGGUCGGUUUGCUAAAGAUGCUCGUAACAUUAGGCUUGGUAUUGCCACCGAUGGAUUCAACCCCUUUGGAAACAUGAGUAGUUCAUAUAGCAUGUGGCCAGUUUUUGUCAUCCCGUACAACUUCCCGCCGUGGAUGUGCAUGGACCAAUCCAAUUUCAUGAUGUAUUUGCUUAUUCCCGGGAAAAAAGCACCUGGAAAGGAGUUCCAUGUGUUUAUGCAGCCGCUGAUUGCAGAUAUGAUGAAGCUUUGGGGAAACGGUGUGGAGACGUACGAUGCAAUGACCAAUGAUUCAUUUACUUUGCGUGCUGCAUUCUUGUGGUCGAUUCAUGAUUACCCUGGACUGGCCACUCUAUCAGGGCGUAGCACACGUGGUUAUUAUGCAUGUGUGCAUUGUGAUGAGAACCCUUGCUACGAGCCUCUGAAAAACAAGAUUGGUUAUGUCGGGCAUCGCAGAUUUCUGCCUACUAAUCACCGUUUCAGGAGAAGCAAGGAUUUCAAUGGGCAAGUUGAGAAAAGGGAGAAACCUCGGAAGUUCACGAAAGCCGAAGUGUUGGAGAAGUUAGAGAAAGUUAAGGAUUUCAAACCAGGUAAGUAUUCAGGAAAUAAGAAGAGAAAGCGCACUGAGAAAGAUCAACCAAACUGGAGUCAGAAGGUGAGCCUAUAUGAUCUUCCAUACUGGUCAAACCUGAAAUUAGCAUACAACAUUGAUGUAAUGCAUGUUGAGAAGAACAUCUGUGACAAUAUACUUGGGACUCUGCUGGAGAUUGAGGGAAAGAAUAAGGAUACCGUAAAUGCAAGGAUAGAUUUGGAGAAUAUAGGAAUCAGGAAAGACCUUCACCUAAAACCUGAUGGAAAGGGUGGAAAGGUGAAGAAAAAAGCAGAGUAUAAUCUUACCAAAGAAAACAAGAAAAGAUUUUGCGAGUUUUUAGCGAAUUUGAAAUUCCCAGAUGGGUAUGCUGCUAAUCUAGCAAGAUGUGUGGAUCUUGAAGCAUGCUUGCAGCAAGUCAUGCCGGUUGCACUAAGAGGGCUUGUGAGAGAGGACAUAUAUGAGGCCAUUGCAGAACUAGGUAAUUUUUUCAGGCAGUUGUGCUCAAAAACUCUUAGAGUUGAUGUGCUUCACCGGAUGAAGGAGGAUAUUCCUGUAAUUCUUUGCAAGCUCGAGAGGAUUUUUCCACCCGCCUUCUUUGAUGUCAUGGUUCAUUUAGCUGUUCACCUACCCGAAGAGGCAAUUUUAAGGGGACCAGUGCAUUAUGGGUGGAUGUAUCCAAUAGAAAGAAGGCUUGGGUACCUAAAGGGAACUGUUCGUAACAGAGCAAAGCCAGAAGGGUCAAUUGCAGAGGCAUAUGUCGUGGAUGAGUGCUUGUCCUACUGCUCUAGAUAUCUGAUAAAUAUUGAGACAAGAUUUAACAAAGAAGAUAGGAACAAGGAUGGGAAGAGGGUUGCUUCUUCCGAUGAAUUGACGAGUUUGUGUCUUCGCUGCAAAAGAGUUUACCGAGAAGAAUUACAAAUUAAAGGUGUGACUAACAUUGAACAGACAGUAAAGAAGGAAUUCCCUGCAUGGUUUGUGAAACAUAUUCAUAAUAUAGGAGAGCAAAACGUUUCAGAGGAUUUGUACUCACUAUCGUGUGGCCCAGACAAUCGUUUUCGAGUGUACUCUGCCUGCAACGUGAAUGGUGUUCGGUAUCACACUUUGGAACGUGAGAAGCAUAGAAGAACUCAAAAUUCAGGCAUCAUGGUAAAGGCAGAUGAUAAUGGUACAGAGAUUGUGUACUAUGGUGUUCUUAAGGAAAUUAUUGAGUUGAUGUACCCGAAAAACAAGCAUGGAGAUAGGUCAGUCAUUUUGUUUCGUUGUGAUUGGUAUGAUAUUACAAACAGCAAGAUGACCGGGUUGAGGGAUGAUGGGUACUUCAAAAGUCUGAAUCAUAAGGCUCUUCGGUACAAGAAUGAUCCCUUCAUAUUGGCUCGUCAAGCGGACCAAGUGUUUUACAUGGAGGACACAGCUCUUGGAAAAGACUGGAAGGUGGUGCAGACUUUCAGUCAUAGACACUUGUAUGAUGUUCCUGAAUCAGAGACAGGUGAUCUCAAUGCUGUAGAUGCAUACCAAGAAGAUAUGGCAGCGGCCGGUUUUACUAUGAACAAUGUUGAUCCGCUGUUUCAAACUUUUAGCCGUGAUGAUGAAGAAGGCACGCCUGUAGAUCCUAAAAUUGUUGCUGAGAUGGAGAAGAAUGCCGAGAACAAUGAUGAAGAUAGUUCCACUGACGAGGAUGAACAGGAUGAUGACAGUGAGAACGCAAGUGAGCAUUCAAGUGAUGAUGAAGAUUAG
Molecule: messenger RNA, 3222 nt
Organism: Lolium perenne
Lineage: Eukaryota; Viridiplantae; Streptophyta; Magnoliopsida; Poales; Poaceae
Source: RefSeq, a predicted model, not a curated record